Molecule: messenger RNA, 912 nt
Organism: Rotaria sp. Silwood2
Lineage: Eukaryota; Metazoa; Rotifera; Eurotatoria; Philodinida; Philodinidae
Source: the annotation of a GenBank genome assembly
AUGUCAUCAAACGACGUGGCAACAAACCAAAAUACUGGAUCAGAUCAAAAAUCUGAUGCCAAUAAACAACAAGAUCAAGCCGGUUCGGGCACUGAUGAUCCAAAACAAAUCAAUGGUAAAAAUGUCAUCGCAACAAAAGUGACUGGUACAGUCAAAUGGUUCAAUGUUAAAAGCGGCUAUGGAUUUAUUCAUCGGGAAGAUACUAAUGAGGACAUCUUCGUUCAUCAAACAGCUAUUGUUAAGAACAAUCCACGAAAGUACUUACGUAGUGUUGGUGAUGAAGAAAAAGUCGAAUUUGAUAUUGUACAAGGUGAAAAAGGUUAUGAAGCCGCAAAUGUAACUGGUCCUAAUGGCGACAGUGUACAAGGUUCCAAAUAUGCAGCUGAUCGUCGACAAUAUAAUACACGUGGCAGUUUCCGUGGAGGACGAGGUGGCGGUCGACCACCAUUCCGUGGCCGUGGUGGACCUUUCCGUGGAGGUCGAGGAGGUGGUUUUGAUAAUGGUUAUAAUCAAGGUUUUGGUCAACCAUUCGAAGGUUAUGGUCCACCACCAAUGGUCGGACGUCCACCUUUUGCUCGACCAGGUCGAGGUUUCGGUGGUCCUAUGUUACGAGGUCGUGGACGACCCCCACUUCGAGGCGGCUAUGGAUAUGAUGGCGAUUUUGCUGGUCGAGGACCACGUGUCUUUCGCGGUCGUGGUGGUCCAAUGUUAGGCGGUCCAAUGGGUCCUAUGCCAGGUCCAAUGGGUCCACCAAUGGGUGGCUUUCGUGGUCGUGGUGGACCUUUUCGUAGUCGUGGUCGUGGUCGUGGACGAUUUUUCCGCGGAGCUCGCCAAGGAAAUCGUAAUGAUGGAAAUAACGAUAACAAUGACAAUCAAACCGGCGGUCAAGAUGGAGGUCAAUCAUCAGUCUAA